AGUUCACUUUUGUUUUCAUUCGAGUGUCUGUCUAUCUAGAUAAGGAAAAGAGCGCCUCCGGAGCUCCGAGGAAAAGUUGAAUUAUUUGUGGUUCAGCUCUUAGUGCUACCGUAUCAAUAGAAGUGAAAACAAGAUGAACUUACUAAUAUUAGUGCUGGCGUCACUGAUCGCCUUCUGCAUAGCCGAACCAAAGCCUGCCAUCAAUGAAAUCAAAGCGAACCAGCCACAGCAGAAGCCGGGCCGAUUCCUAACACUGCCGGUGCCGGAGAAAUGCGCGUCACGCCCGAAGGAGUUCAACUACCGCGGACACAACUACUUCUACAGCGGCCACGUCCCCGCCCUGGCUGACAAGCGAGUUGAUUGGCUAGAUGGCCGUAACAUCUGCCGCGAGUACUGCAUGGAUCUGGUUUCGCUGGAAACCCAGGAGGAGAACAACCUGAUCUUCCGUCUAAUCCAGCAAAACGAUGUCCCAUACAUCUGGACGGCCGGUCGACUGUGUGACUUCAAGGGCUGCGAAAACCGCCCGGAUCUGGAACCGAAGAGCGUCUACGGAUGGUUCUGGUCCAACAACCGCGAGAAGAUUCCAGCCUCGAACAAGAUCCCCAACGGCUGGGGCUACAAUCCAUGGAGCAAGUCCGGUCACAAGAAGAUCCCACAGCCAGACAAUGCCGAAUUCGACAUCAACCAGACGACCGAAUCCUGCCUGUCGGUGCUGAACAACGUGUACAAUGACGGUAUCGGAUGGCACGACGUUGCUUGCUAUCACGAAAAACCGGUUGUGUGCGAAGAUUCCGAGGAACUACUGAACUACGUGGCUGCCACAAACCCAGGCAUUCGUCUGUAAAACUGUAGACUUUAGUAAAAUAAAUCUUCUAGCAUUAAGAGCCUCUCCUCUAAAGAAAACAAAAGCAAGGAACUAAAACUACAUUGCCAAGUUUCUUGUCCCCUCUCAAAACUAUCCCAGUUCAGAAAAAAAACUAUCGCUUGAAAAACAAAACAUGUGCAAAUUUUUGUUUCGAUACGAUGAUGACGACGCAAGUAAAGUGACGAACCUGAACAGCGUUCAAAACUGCAUGAACCGAAAAGAAAAGAAAAACUACCAACACUGCAAAAUGUUAUCUAAAUGUAUAUUUAUUUAAUGAAUAGAGUUUUUAAUAUUUUCCUUCCCUGUAACUAUCAAGCGAACUAAAGUGCAGUCAACAAACGAGUCCAGAUCAUCAAUAAAAUGAAAUGCAAAAACUGAAUUGUUACAGUGAAAACAGUACGUA
Molecule: messenger RNA, 1268 nt
Organism: Ochlerotatus camptorhynchus
Lineage: Eukaryota; Metazoa; Arthropoda; Insecta; Diptera; Culicidae
Gene: slf
Product: C-type lectin domain-containing protein slf
Exons: 3
Coding region: 134-844 (236 amino acids)
Source: RefSeq, a predicted model, not a curated record